UUGGCAUGGUUCACAAGCAUUUGCCUUUCAUACUUAUCUUUAUGUAGAAACUUGAUAGACACUGGGCUACAAACAUACCACUGGACUUCUAUUGGACCAUCCAGUUGGCCUAGUUCUUCAGAAUGGAAACUUCUUCAAUGGAAACGGACGAAGUUAUGGUCGAAAAUCCAGUUGAAGAGUCCGAAAAGCUUUGUGAAAUCGCGCCGGUUGAAGUUUCAGAAACUCGUGUUCAAAUGCCGGAAAUGGAAAAAUCGCCGAUACCGCAAGUGAACGUACUGGAUCUUACUAAACUAAACCCCGAAGUUCAGCAGGGCUACCGCGUCUUCAUCGAAAUGUCGGCAGAUUCUUAUAAGAAUGUAACUUGGCCAUUUUUGGAGCCCGUAGAUGCCAAGGCACUUGGCCUGUGGGACUAUCAUGAAAGAGUGAAGGAACCGAUGAGCUUCAAGCAAAUUGGUGACAAAUUUAACAAGUAUGAGUAUAGGAGCAUCACUGAGGUUAUAGCAGACAUUCGUCUUAUUCUGGAGAACUGUUACCGCUACAAUGGAUCAGAUCACUGGGUGUCCAAACUUGGCCACAAGAUGGAGAAGAUACUGGAACAAAAGUUGGCUUUGCUGAACAGGUCCUUAAGAGACAAAGUGAGUUUGGAGGCCACCAUGGCAUUGAGGAGUGACUUUGUUCCUACAGAAGUUUCAGAAGGGGCAACUGGACGUAGACGAGCAACCCGUGUCUCCUAUGUCAGCAUGAUAAAUGGUGAAGAAUCAUCCUCUUUGCUUACACGGCUAAAGAUUCAGGAAGAUUUAGAGGAACGUGAGCGCCGUCGAAUACGUGAGAAGGAGAAAAAAGAGGCCAACUUGGUAUUGCUUCAGGAUUUAGCAGAGUGGGAGGAGAAGGAGCUGGAUCCUGAUAUGAUUAAACAGCUGCAUUCAAUGUGGGAGAUUCCUUCAAUUGCUAGCCUUUUAUUUCUACUGAAAGAUUUUCUCUGCAUUCAAGACCUUAGUGUUACUGAGCUUGAGCUUAGCUUUAUUUAUGCCAGUAAAUCUUCGUUACUGGCUAGAAUAUUUACAGCUCUGUUGAUUACUCCACACCAGCGGAAAAGCUUGUUCAAAAAGCCUCCAAUGAAAUUCAAAUUGUGGGAAUCCAAGCUAUGUGACAGAUUAAAUAGCUGGUACAAAGCCACUGAGAAGGAUGGCCAAGUACUGACUUGCCACCAGUGUGGUUUGGAUUUGGCCAUCUUUCAAGUACUGGGUGAUGCAAAUCCUUUACUGGAGAAGUCAUUCAUGGACCUAACUCUGCAUCAGCGAGUGUGGAUUCUUAAAUGUGUCUGUGACAACAGUUUGGUGAGAGACUAUGAUUUACGCGAUCAUCUAUCAUCCAUUGCUGCAACUGAACAACGAGAAAUGUUAUUGGGAAAUGAUGCAGACAACUGCACGUACCUGUAUUUUCCAGUCUUCUCUGCUUCUGACUUGCGCAUCUACAAGCAGUGUCCUUUAGAAUUUCCAUCAUUAAACAAAAGAAAGAGAAAGGUGGCGACGCCCCAACCUCCUCCCCCUCCCCCAUCGACAACAAAGUGCAAGGCAGCUCCAUCACGACCUGACACACCCACCCGACCCAGGAGAGAUACAAGACUUAGACAGCUUCGAAGUAAGUCGCCAUCACCCGAACCGGAAAACGAAAAUCUACUAUCACCGCCCCCGGAUGAAGAAGUAAAAGAGCCAAAGAACACAAUUGCAGAAGGGUUUGAACUUUCUGCCAGUGAUGUUGAAUCUCUCAAGAAGCUUUGUGAGCAGUUUGAAGAACCACCCCCUCCUCCCAAGAAACGUGGUAGAAAGCCUAAGCCCCCACCCCCAAGGAAGCGAUGUGAGGUUGAACUGCACCAAACUCUGUUUGGUUUGCUUGAAGAACUGGAGAAGUAUGAGAUGUCCUUCAGCAAGUUGACGAGUAAAGCAAAGAUAAAGAUUAUGAAGGAAAGUCAAGAACCUGAGCCGGUUGAUGAACCAGAAGAGGUAACACAAGCCGGAGAAGCUGAAGAAUGGGGCAGCGAAGAAAGCAUUGAAGAGGACAUUGAAGACGCUGGUGCUCAGAACAUGUCCAGUGACGAAGACUUUGUUCUGGACGAUGAAGAAAACGAGAAAAACAAAGGGGCAAGUACUGAGCAAGCGUCCAAUAGUGGUGAGAACAGUGACAACAAAGGUAACGCGGAAACACAAAGUGUGCUUCCGCUGAAGAGAAAAGCUGACGAUGCAAAUAUUGCCGAGGGUAGUGAACAAGCUGCUGCUACCAGUACAUGCGUGGACGGAGAUGAUGAUUCGUGUUCCAUUGCCAUUCAAACGACUCCUCCCAAACUGAAAAAGAAAAGAAGGAAGCAGUCUCUUGUCGCCGAAAACAAACCUACUGCUAUGUGUCAGACAGGGACUAGUAUUGAGUCUCAAACAGGAGCUGCGGGCGCCUGCCAGAAAGGAACUGUAUUAAAUAAGCGGAAUGUCGUCCACAUCCCAGCUGGAAUGAAAGGUGUUCAAGAGAAGAAAACAGUUACCCCACCAGUGAAAGUUGCUACCGCCGGAAAUGCAGACAUUAAAAUCACUAACACUGUCACAAGAACUGUUUCUACAUCGGAACCUACGUCUUCUGCUGGUACAGCAGCGGUACAGAAAAGCACUAGCUCUGCGCAGGUACAUCAGAAACUCCCACUUGCCUUCAAUUUGUCAUCUUCUUCUGUAGCACCGCCCGGUUCAGUUGUGGUGGUGCCUUCAUCGCGUAUCGGUGGUACUGUCUCAAGCACGGUGUCUAAGACUUCUUUAUCAGGAGCUGUUACUGCCCUAUCAGGCUUGGGAAAGGUCAUGUUAGUGUCAAGCUCUGGGGUUCCUUUGCAAGUGUUGAAAGCUGUGCCUAUCAGUCAGAUACAAGGGAAAACUAUAAACACUUCUGUCCUGAGCACCCAGAAAAAUAUCAGGACUAUUCCGGUAGGCGUUCCCACUACGCAGACAAAUUCAGUAGGAGUAACUACGAUCGCAUUAAAUUCUCCUCAGCUUCCAAGUGUCUCCAUUCCUAAAGUUGCCAUCGCCAAUAUGGCUACGACCUCUGGUACAUUGACGAAUUCAAAUAAGGGUGGUCAAGUCAGUACUACAAGUGCGUCAUUACACUCCCCUGUUCUUCUAGUGCAACGCCAGGGAGCCGGAGGGGUCGUACCCUUGGCGAUGAAGGGAGGAACGAUCGUCGUACCUACACCUUCAGCAUCACAAAAAGUCGUGGUUAUCACCCCGUCAAGCUCAUUAACAUCAUCUACAACAAGCACAACACCGCUGUUAUCUGGAACAGGUAUUUCUGUGGUGGGAAAUACUCAGGUUGCACAGACUACUGUAGGGCAAAAGGUUGUUUUACCAGCAGGCGUCAUAUCAGCCACCCAGACUCUGUCGUCGCUGAAACCAGAAGCUAAUACUGUUUCAAACAGUAAACCCGCCUCCUCAGCGGGUAAAACUCCAACUCAGUCUAAUGCUUCUUCUCUACUUAAGGAUAGCAAUCCAUUGAAAACAAUAAAUUCGCCAGGCGUGGCACCGGCUGCAGCUGAAAAUGCUUCUUCAACUAAAAAAGUUACCCCACAGUUUACAACUCCGAGUGAAAAGCUAACGAAAGCGGAUUCAGACCGCGUCAGUGAAAUGGUUACACAAACUGUAAAGUCAAAUUGUGAUGUUUCAGCUUGGUUAAUGAACAACCAGACAUUGCCAUCUACUUCGCAAGACACUUCUAUAGAGCGCACUACAUCUCUAGAAACCAAUUUGGAGCAAAAUUUGACUUAUGAGGAUAAAUCUUUGCCAUCACAGAGCACGAAUUGUCAACGGGAAACCAUUGAUAGUGGUGAUACUAAUGAUAAAACUAAAACAGACUUCGUUGAAAAGGAGCAAGACUCUAAAAAUGGUUCCGAUCCCCUGGUUGAUCUCACAUGUUAUGAGAUAAGUGUAACUGACUCCGCGGGAUGUGAGGAAAACAACGAUUCUGUCCCGAAUGGGCUUCAUCCAGAUCUGAAGAUAUCCCUUCCAACUAAACUCACAGACACUGACUUUAAACUGUGUAAUGGAGUUAAUCAAUCAGCGACUUCUGACUCAAAUUCCGAGAUUGAAGAACUUGACUCUGCAGAACAGAGUCAUUCAAUCGUUGAAAAAACUCCCAAUGGUGCUGUAACGAACGAAACUUAAUAGAAUGAUUGCGAUCGGAUGGAUGUGAGGAAAUCAAAUUCAUUUAGCUAAUCUUGUCUCCCUGAAAUGAUAUUCCAAGUGUUUGACUCACGUGGACUAUAAGCAGUUCCAUUGUUUUUUCUUUCCUUUUUAAAACAAAGAUCCAAACCCGUGUUUGUAAGGGUUCGUGUAAGUGUUUCGUUACAAUAACUCUAGAAUAUUUUGCGAAAAUUUUUUUUGAAAAAUGCGAUGGUAACUUGUACAAUAGGGUAACUUUCCAAGGGGCAAGACAACGGUUUAAAAUUUAGAGACCCUGAGAGACGUUCCUUUGAGGAAAUAAAUUACUGAGAGCAGAUGUGUGCGACCGUUUAGGUUUUUUUUACCGAGAUUAUUUAGCUUGCCUAGCGUUUUUUUCCUUGAUUUAAAAUGAAAAGGCUUUUUGUGCCGGACUCACCUUUGCGUUUUUGUUAUUAUUAUUCUUAUUAUUAUUAUUAUUAUUAUUUAUUUAUUUAUUUAUUUAUUUUUCAUGCUGCAAAACAUUGCCCUUAGAUGAAACGUUAUAUUUUCAACCCUAUUCCACGUUUAGACACGGCACACCUAUGAGAGACAUUCAGAUCUUCGAAGGUGUUAUCUUUCUACCCCUAAAAGACUGACAAUAAUAAGAAUAAAAAAGGAACGGAAAGAUUCGUUACUCCCUUCAGAGUU
Pocillopora damicornis (cauliflower coral) is the source of this 4874-nucleotide messenger RNA. RefSeq lists its product as uncharacterized. NCBI's taxonomy places the organism in Eukaryota, Metazoa, Cnidaria, Anthozoa, Scleractinia, Pocilloporidae. Gene Ontology annotation, molecular function: protein binding. The record is from RefSeq and is a predicted model, not a curated record.